GCCGUGUCCGCGUCCCCCCCCCCCGCCGGUGCGUGUGUCACCCGCGCGCGGCGGCGCUCAGGCCGCGAGAGCGCUCCUGGCCACCGGCGGUGCGGGAGCGGUCCCGGCCCGGGAGGAGAACUGGGAUCGGAGCCGUGCAGGGCCCCGGACAUCUCGCCCGGUGUCGGCCCGGCCUGGCCUGACCCAACCGCCCUGCCGGGAGCGGCUGAGGGAAGAGGAGGAAGCGGCCAGCGCCCGGUGUCUGUGUCGUUGCGCGGCCGCGGCCCGGAAUGAAGUGAGGAGGAGCCGCCGCCGCCGGGAGACACUUCCGUGUUGCGGGAGAGGCCGCACCGGCCUGUAGGUUGCUGCCUGUGCCUCGCCGCCGCCGCAUCGGGCAGCGUCCCCAGCCCCAGCCACAGUCCGAUCCCGUAUGUAUCGGCGCUGCCUCAUGUGAGGCGGGCGGGCGGUGCGGGAGCGAGCGAGGCCCCGGCCUGGCCCGCUGUUGUCCGUCCGGUGCGUUUGCGCGGCGCCGCCGGGUCCCCAUGGCGCCCUGAGCGCGGCGGUGGCGGCGGGUUCCCUGGGCCGCGCCCUCGCCCGUGAGCGAGCUCGAUGCCGAGUACCUCGGACGCACCGGCCGGCGGGAGCGGGGGCAGCCGGGGCUGGGGCGGCGGCGGCGGCAGCGCGGCGGUGGAGGCGGCGUCCGACAAGAAGCGGCUGCACCACCGGAGGCGGAAGCGCUUCGCGGCCCAGCCGCAGCCUCCCCCGCCGGCGCCGCACCCGCUGCUGUUCCCACUCCUGCAGCCGCCGCUCCUGCAGCCCCCGCUGCUGCAGCCCCCGCUGCCGCCACAGUCCCUGCUCUUCUUGGCGGCCACCGGCGCCUCCUCCUGUUGCGGGGACGGCGGGGAGCGGAAGCGACCGCGGGGCAAGCGGCGCUCGGGCUCCCGGCACAAGCGGCGGCGGGGCCGCGGCGGCGGCGGGGGGGGCACCCAGGAGGCGGAAAAGCGGCGCGGUAGCGGCGGCCUGAGUACGCUGGUGGAGGAGUACGACGACGUGAGCUCCCAGUCCGAGGGGCUGUUGGGCGGCGGCGCGGCCGGCGGGGGCAGCGGCGGGGGCAGCCCGGGCUCCUCCUCGGGCGGUGGGACCCAGCGGCAGCGGAGCGAGGCGGAGCGAAGCGGCCGGUCCCGCCGGGAACACCGCGGCAGCAGCGGGCGCUCCAAGGAGCGGCAUCGGGAGCAUCGCCGGCGGGGAGAGGAGAAGGCGCAGCAGGAGGGGGCGGCGGCACCGGGCCGCGGGGCAUCCGAGCCCUCCUCGUCCUCCAAAUCCCGCAGUCGUCAUAACCACACUGGGAGCCAAGACCGGGAGGGACAUAAGAGCAGCAGCAGCGGCGGUGGCAGCGACGGCCGCAGGAAGGGCUCCCUCGCGUCGCCCAGCAGCGGUAGGAAAGACCGGGAGAGCAGACAGCACCGGAGCCGGACUAAAGCGGCCAAAGAGCCGCCGUCGGCUUACAAGGACCCUCCGAAAGCUUACCGGGACGACAAGCCCGAGCCCAAAGCGUAUCGGCGGCAGCGCUCGUCGCCCAGCCCCGGCCGGGAUGACAGCCCUCCUUUGCACCGCUCCUCGCAGAGCCAGCGCAGCCGCAAGUCACUCAGCCCGGUGGGCGCCCGCUCGCCACUCAGCCCCUACAGCCGCCGUCGCUCCCCCAGCUACAGCCGGCACAGCUCCUACGAGCGCGGCGGGGAUGUGUCGCCCAGUCCCUACAGCAGCUGGCGCCGGUCGCGGAGCCCCUACAGUCCUGUUAUCCGGCGAUCAGCAAAAUCUCGAAGCAGAAGUCCAUUUUCAUCAAGGCACUCCAGGUCUCGUAGCAGACACAGAUUGUCUAGAUCCAGAAGUCGUCAUUCAAGUAUUUCUCCUAGUACAUUGACUCUGAAGAGUAGCCUGGCUGCUGAGCUGAAUAAAAACAAAAAAGCAAGAGCUGCUGAGGCAGCCAAAGCUAGUGCAAAAGCUUCCAAUACUUCAACACCAACCAAAGGAAACACUGACACUGCUGUAAGUGCACUUCAAGUGAACAAUGUUAAGGACUUGAAGAAAAUCAAAACUGAGCAUACACCUUCCCCUACCAGUGGUGCAAAUUUGAAAAAUGACAAGGCCAAAGCCAAGGUCUUGCUUCCUGAAACAAAAGCAGAAAAUAAUUUAAUUGCAGACAAAAUCACUAAACAGAAGCCUGCAGCAGUAAAAGAGAAUAAAUUGACUGUUAUGAAACAGCCACCAGUCACUGUAAAAGAGAAAAGCAAACCAAGUACACCAAGUGUAGUAGCCAAGGAGAAGGAUCGAAUUGUUGCACUACCGACCUCCACACUGCCACCCUUGCCUUUGCCUCCCACGCUGCCUGAAGAUAAAGAAACUGAUAGUUUGAGAGAUAAUCUUUCAGUGAAGUCAGUUAAAGAAACAGAGAAGAAACUUCGCCAUCUGCUUGCAGACUUGCCACUUCCACCUGAGUUGCCUGGAGGAGCUGAGGUACCCAAAAGUCCUGAAGAAAAGAAACCAGCAGUUCAGUUACAUAGCAAGAGAAGACCAAAAAUAUGUGGACCACGACAUGGUGAAACAAAAGAAAAAGAAAUAGACUGGGGAAAGCGCUGUGUGGAUAAAUUUGAUAUAAUUGGUAUUAUUGGUGAAGGCACUUAUGGGCAAGUUUACAAAGCCAGAGAUAAAGAUACAGGGGAAAUGGUAGCACUGAAGAAAGUACGUCUGGAUAAUGAAAAGGAAGGGUUUCCAAUUACAGCUAUUCGAGAGAUUAAGAUUCUUCGACAGCUUAAUCACCAAAGCAUUAUCAACAUGAAGGAAAUAGUGACGGAUAAGGAAGAUGCUUUGGACUUCAAGAAGGACAAAGGUGCAUUUUACCUGGUAUUUGAAUAUAUGGACCAUGACUUGAUGGGACUGUUGGAAUCUGGUUUGGUUCAUUUUAAUGAAAAUCAUAUUAAAUCUUUUAUGAGACAGCUAAUGGAGGGCUUGGCCUAUUGCCACAAGAAGAACUUUCUGCAUAGAGAUAUCAAAUGCUCAAAUAUUCUACUAAAYAAUAGAGGGCAGAUAAAACUUGCAGAUUUUGGGCUUGCUCGGCUGUACAACUCUGAAGAAAGCCGACCAUAUACCAACAAAGUCAUCACAUUAUGGUAUCGGCCUCCUGAACUGCUGCUUGGGGAAGAAAGAUACACACCAGCUAUUGAUGUCUGGAGUUGUGGCUGUAUCCUGGGUGAACUUUUUACAAAAAAGCCAAUAUUUCAAGCAAAUCAAGAACUUGCUCAACUGGAACUUAUAAGCCGAAUUUGCGGAAGUCCUUGUCCAGCAGUGUGGCCUGAUGUUAUAAAAUUAGCUUAUUUCAACACAAUGAAACCAAAGAAGCAGUAUCGUCGAAAACUGAGAGAAGAGUUUGCUUUCAUCCCACCAGCUGCAUUAGAUUUAUUUGAUUAUAUGCUUGCCCUGGAUCCCAGCAAGCGCUGCACAGCUGAACAAGCUCUUCAGUGCGAGUUUCUCCGAGAUGUGGAACCAUCUAAAAUGCCUCCUCCAGACCUUCCUUUGUGGCAGGAUUGCCAUGAGCUGUGGAGUAAGAAACGCAGAAGACAGAAGCAGAUGGGCAUGACAGAUGACUCUACAGCAGCCAAAGUCCCUAGAAAGGAUCUGUCUCUAGGCAUGGAUGAGAGCAGAACAAACACCCCACAAGGCAUGCAAACUUCUUCCCAACUCAAAACUCAGGGCAACUCUAGUGUAGCACUUGCAAAAACAAGCACUGGACAGCAGUUAAACCAGAAUGAAGUGGCAAUCCUGCUAAACCUGCUACAAUCUAAAACAAGUGUUAGUUUGGCACAGUUUGCCCAAGUAUUGAAUAUUAAGGUAAACCCAGAGACUCAGCAGCAACUAAAUAAAAUAAAUCUUCCUGCUGGAAUUUUGUCAGCAGGUGAAAAACAGUCAGAAAAACAGCAGCAGCCACCGCCGCCUCCACCACCACCCCCAGAGCAGGAGCCUCUAAAAGAGCCGAUGGUCACACAGCCCCCUGUGCCACCUGCUCAGCUGGGUCAGCCUAAAAUUGAGACUGAUGCUGCCCAGGCAGCUGUGCAGAGUGCAUUUGCUGUUCUGUUGUCUCAGUUAAUAAAGGCUCAGCAAACAAAACAAAAAGAUUUUGUGUUGGAGGAGAAGGAAAACGGAUCAGGAAAUGAAAUGUCAUUACAACUCAGACAGCCUCCAGAGCCYGCCACUCCUGUGUCUGUCAGCCGGGACGACGUGGAAUCUCCAGCACCUGGCUACCCACAUCUGAUCAAGUCAUUAUACAUGUCUACAGGUCAAGAGGAUUUGGCUAGGCAGUCUGAGAUGAGGCUUCUGAACCGAGCAUCUGAGCAGGAGCGCCCUCGGAUCUUGCCUCCAGACCAGCGUCCCCCCGAGCCACCAGAGCCUCCGCCUCUCACUGAGGAAGACCUUGAUUAUCGGACAGAGAAUCAGCAUUUGCCUAUAAGUAACUCUUCAGGAACAGAUCCUCACGCGGGAGUGAAAGCAGCUCUUCUGCAGCUGCUGGCUCAGCAUCAAGCUCAGGCGACAACAGAGGAGCCAGUACAAACGAGUGUGGAUUAUCAGACUAGAGACUCCUAUGUAACAGGCCCAGGCUACAAGGAUAACUUUGGAUCAUCAUCCUUCUCAUCUGCCUGUUACAGCUCUAGCGAUGGAAUAGGAAGCGGAUCAUCAGGAGUAUUAGAAAGGAGUUUCCUUGGAAACUCAGAUAUUCAGUCUUUGGAUAACUACAGUACUGCUUCAUCUCACUCUGGUGCUGCCCCUCCUCCAUCAGCCUUUCCAGAAUCCUUUCCCAGCUCAGUAACGGGUUAUGGAGACAUUUACCUCAACACUGGUCCCAUGCUGUUUAGUGGAGAUAAAGACCAUAGGUUUGAAUACAGCCAUGGCCCAAUCCCCGUUUUGGGGAGCAGCAGUGAUCCUUCCACAGGGCYAGAGAGUACACACUCUUUGACCACAAAGAUGCACAACUAUAGCUAUGGAAGUAAUUUACAGGAAAAUCCCACUGGCAUCAGCCACAUGCAUGGACAGACUUGGACUUCUCCUGCCCAAGGACCUGGCUAUUCCCAAGGAUACAGGGGACACAUUAGCACAUCUGCAGUGAGAGGGCGAGGCAGAGGAUUACCAUAUUGAGUAUCUGUUUUUCCUCAGGCACAUCAUUUUUAUCUGGAAAAACUUCCCCCAGCUUAGCUGCAGUUUAAAGCAGCAGUUCAACAGACUUGAAUAAUGUUAAUUCAACAAGCUUUAUUUUUAUGUGGAAAAGGGUCUUGCAUACAGUAGGAAAAAUUUAAAAAAUGCUUACAACUCAUGCUGUUUAAAAACUAAAUGACUUGAUUGUACAUGUUCACAAACUCUAGUUCUGACUUUUAUUUUGUAUUUUGGCAGUUUUAAGUGGAUGCUAAAUUUAGGGACAUCAGCUUUUUAAUGGCACUCUUUCAGAUCUUCUGAACUAUGCACAUUUGUGCUUUUUUUUGUAAGUUUGGACCAACUUUUAUGUAAAAAAAAAUUUUACAACAAUCAAAGCAGGGCGCUGGUUUAUUUGGUAUUUUCUUUUUACAGAAUUACCUUUAAUCAAAGGUUACUGUCAGUCUUUGCACUGCUUUCAGUGUUACUGUGAAAGGUGUACUUUUGUGCUCAUUUCAGAUAAUAAAACACAACCUUUCUCUUAAUGCAAAAUUUUAUAAAUACUUGGUUAACGUUUUUUUUUUUCCUUUCAAGAAAAAAAGGGGUGUUCUGGUAAAAUGUUCUCUCCAUCUCCCACGUUUAUUUAUAUAAAAACUGUUUUACUUGAAUGGUAAGUGCCUUAACAUGUAAGCUUAAGGUCUGCAAAAAUUUGGAAGUACUUCAUAGAUCACUAUGAACAUGCCUAAACCUAGGUAGUUAACAGGAGAAUUCAGAUAAUAAUAAGAAACUCAAACAGGUCAUAAACUUGUGCUGUUUACUUCACAUGGGUCAGUUACUUAGUGACCUGAUCUUAUCUAGAUAAAAUUGUAUUUUCCAAAUCGAACUUCAUGAGAACGUUGAAACUGAGAAGAAUGAAGAGUGUAGUUUUUCUUCAGCUCCCUAUUGGAGUUGUAUUAAGUGUUUUAGUUCCUCUGCCAAAUAAACUAUACACUAUAUGUCCUUACCGAGUGAUAAAAUAGUUUUUUUUUCUUAAAUGUCAACAGCAGUAAUAUCUUUACUUUGUGUGAAAAGCUGACACUGUUGUCUUUUUACCACGAGUACUGCAUUGUAGGAAGUAACCAAAGGAAAAAUGACCAGUAUUUAAAGCAAUGGCAAAAUGUUUGACACUAGUUGUAAUUUGCUGUAAACUUGUGACUGUGCCAAUUAAUUGUUUUUURUAUCUUCUAUUCCAUAGAACAUUUUAAUAUUGGAAUUGAAUAUCUGAACAAUUAAAAUUAUUAUAGUUAAAAUUCUUACCAAGAGCCACUCCUCAUACUAAUUACAAAUUCCAGCAUGGUUUUUUUUUUUUUGUUUCCUCUGACAAGAAGUGGUCUCUCUCCUGCAGAGAGGAGGUAUGAUUAUAUUUUGCCUGUACGAAAAGAAUGUCUUGAAGCCCAUAUUGGAAACAAUUUUCCAACUGAUUAUCCAGUUGACAAAUCGGUACCUUAUGUAACUGAGUGUUUAAAUAUUACUUUUUAAAAAGUAAAAUUUCUACUUACACUAUUACAAAUGUAGUCUUGUCAAUGACUUUUUGGAUUUUCAGAAUAGAAGCCAAAGCUGUUUUAAUUGAAAAUCCUGGUUCAUGUAUGGCUAAUUCCCACCCUGUAGAGCAUGAAGAAACUCCCUUCGUUAACUGUGUAGUGUUUGAGGAUCUAGCAGAUGAGGAACAGAGAGAGUCCUGCUGUGUAUGCUGUUCCCACAAGUCUGGCAGUUGCCUUCUUGAGACACAGUAAAAAUCCUGCCAUCUGAAAAUAAAAUUUUCUAAGUCAGAAACAAGUACAACCUGGAUAGCCUGUGCUUAAGAAAAGCAAAAGCUUCAUGUGAAUGACAGUGCAUUGGACCAUUUUUUCCUUGAGUAAGGACACCCUUGUAUCAUUUUUCUGCUAGUAAAAUUAUGAAGACAAAAACCAUUUCAUGUCAUUUAGCUAUGGACAGUGUCGGCUAAGGUUCUUUCUUUGUUUAUUAAUAUUUAAAAAACCAGACCCACAAAUAUACACAUAGAUUGGUUGGGUNUUUUUUUUUUUUUUUUUUUUUUUUUUUUUUUUUUUUUAAAGAAUCAAGCAAAAGACUUUCAAAGCUUAUAUGCACUUACUUUCACUGAAGAUGUGCAGUCUGGGGUUCCUCACCUGUAAUUGAAAUAUAACUGCAGGCCAUAGUUGGCUAAAAAACACAGGUAAGUCCAAAUGGAAAGUAAGGAAAGUAAUGGAAAUUUCAGAUGACUAAAUUAAUUGACUUCCAAUACUAAAAUGUAAGGAAAAAGUUGUGUUUCCUGUUGUUUCCCUUUUGUACACAAAUUUUCAAGUCAUUUAUUUCAUUUCAUUCAGUGCAUGUGUAAAUAACUGCAAUUUCCUUAUGAGCUGGCAGUUCUCUCAUACAUUGUUCUACCAAAACAGAUUUCAGUCUUUGGCCAUGAAAGAAACCCCAACAACCCCAGCACAAGUAAUCCUGAGUGUGAGGAGAGAGAAGGAGGUGCAAUAGACAGUUGACUUCCAGAUGAAUCAGAAACCAAACUGGCACUCACAUCAGUAGCACAUGAAUACUGUACAAUGGCUUUUCCCCAGCAUAAGGAUUACUAGCCUGUGACUUUGAACACUAUGUGCCUAGUAUGACCAUGCUGGGAUAAUUUGGAGGGAAAGGUAAUGUGUAUAUGAUAACACAAAUAUGAUAACUCUGAAGAGAUUGCCUUCUCUGCAACCCAGGGAAUCUUGGCUCUUUUGCGGACACCUUUCCUCCUGGGCUGAUGGAGGCUGGGUGUGGGUGAAGARCUCUGCCCUUGAGGUUGUGGCAGGAGGAUUGGUGACCGCAGCCUCUCCCCUGGCCUGGAAUUGUCUGGGCAUGUUCACAGCCAGGGAACUGCCCAGAUCUAAGGACAGUGGGUCCCCAUUCAUUUGUACCAGAUCUGUGUAUUAUCUGUGUAUUAACUUUUCUUUUGAAUUAAAUCACAUGACAAGGUGCUUAUAGCAGAAUUUUACCCUUUUGACCAAACUCCAUGUAGCAGAGUGAGCCUGUACUAGUUUGGCAUUUUACAUCACGUGUCUCUUGCAUUUUUCAUGCAGUUAGUAAACAUUYUGAAAACAGCAUUUUUAGAAUUAUUUUUCUGUGGAGCUGUGGCUGUUGUUACUUUCUCCCUCAUUCCUUUGCAUUUAUUUUUUCUGUGCUGCAAUUCCAAAGUGAGCUACAGAGACCUGGAUACUACAUCAAAAAGUAAGUGUUGUGUGUUUGUAUUUCUAAAUAAACAUAGUGAAAUACUGUAAUUAUGGACUAUCAGAUAGSAAGUACUUAAUUAUUUAUAUUAAGUGGUCUUUAGCCAUACCAAGAAGAAGAAAGCGAGCACGAUUGGACUGCUUCUGACCAGGACUUAAAACUCUUAGACUAUUACAAUGCUUAAAUUCGGCCAAAGGAAAAGAAGACAGCUUUUAUGGAUCACUAGUUGUUGUUAUCCUAAACAGAAUGUGCACUGCUGGGGAAGAGGUAUAAAAAUACAUGUAUCCUUAAAUGUUAAUAUAAUUAUUGAAAAAAUAAUUUUUUUGUUUCCAUUAAAUGUGGUCUCUUUAAUUUUCUCCAUCCCGUAGUGCUUUCCAGAAGCAGAGGCAAUAAGUGCCGUGCUGUAAGUUCUUAUUUUGAGUGUUCUCCUUUUGCUUGGUGCAGGAGGCAGUUUCAGUUUUGAUGGAUUUUAYGGGUGGAUGAGCUUAAUAGACAAUUGCGGUAAAAACUGAAAUACUGAAGUAACACAGGAUACCUCUUGUCUGCAGGGAGAUCAGAUCUUGGACURUGAAUUCUGUUUCCAAGAGAGAAAAAUGUCAGAUGUAUUACUUGCAUUCUUCUUUCCAUUAAUGAAACACGCAAGUGUUUACAUACAACAUAUCUCCAGUCUAUUCUGUUACAGUGAUUUUUACAUGAGGAAGUUUUGGCUACUACCAUUCUUGAUGGUUUUGGGAUGUUGUGUUUGCAGAAGUGUGUCAUAAAAUUAGGGAAUCACCAGAAAAUUUAUUUGAAUUCUGUAUUUAAAAAUGAAAUGACCUUGGGUUGACUUAAAUUAACUUUCUUAUCAGGGUGAAGAAACUUUAUUGCAGGAGCUAUUUCAAGACAAUUUAAAUUGUUAUGCUUCAGCUUGCUUACUCUUUGUUAUUUUAAGCCAUGUGUAUAUAAAAUGUACUGUGCGGUCUGUAAGUAAAAUAAAUGAAAACUUGAA
Molecule: messenger RNA, 9385 nt
Organism: Malurus melanocephalus (red-backed fairy wren)
Lineage: Eukaryota; Metazoa; Chordata; Aves; Passeriformes; Maluridae
Gene: CDK13
Product: cyclin dependent kinase 13
Exons: 14
Coding region: 589-5163 (1524 amino acids)
Biological process (GO): positive regulation of transcription elongation by RNA polymerase II; protein phosphorylation; transcription elongation by RNA polymerase II
Cellular component (GO): cyclin/CDK positive transcription elongation factor complex; nucleus
Molecular function (GO): RNA polymerase II CTD heptapeptide repeat kinase activity; ATP binding; cyclin binding
Source: RefSeq, a predicted model, not a curated record